Messenger RNA from Darwinula stevensoni, 885 nucleotides. The record is from the annotation of a GenBank genome assembly. Lineage: Eukaryota; Metazoa; Arthropoda; Ostracoda; Podocopida; Darwinulidae.
CUUUUCCACUUCGAUCACCAUGCUACGUUUCGGGCUUCUCGCUGUCCUCCUCGUCUCCGCUCAAGCGGCCGUGAGGGUCUCCCGGAAGGACCACAACAUCCGAAAGUUCACUAACGGAAAGAUCGUCGGUGGCACACUUGCCAGAUUGGGCCAGUUCCCAUACCAGGCGUCGAUGCAGUAUGGCUUCGGCAGCAGCUGGGCUCACUAUUGCGGCGGAUCCAUCCUGGACCAGACCCACGUGCUCACUGCCGGUCAUUGCGCCCCCGCCGUCGGGGAAAGGGUUGUCGCUGGCAUCAUCGACCUGCCGGCUACGGGACCGGAAGCCCAAGUGAGGACCAUCACCAGGGCUGUCAUCCAUCCCAACUACUCCGGCGUGGUGAACGACGUGGCUGUGGUGACCGUAAGCCCCCCGUUCGAGUUCAACUCCUUCGUCGGAAACGUCACGCUCGCUCUCAACAACCAGCAACCCUCCACGGCCCCAGGGGCGUGCACUGCAUCCGGUUGGGGAGCGACGUCCUGGACUGGCGGAACCAGCGAAGACCUCCUGUACGUGGACAUCGACUUCAUCGACGACGACACGUGCAUGGAGAUGUGGGCGCCGGACUUCAGCACCCCGAUUCCCGAGCAGAAUAUCUGUGCCGGAGUAGAGGAAGGAUUCCACACCGUGUGCUAUGGUGAUUCAGGCGGACCCAUGGUGUGCACUGCCGACGAUGGCGGCCGAUACCUGUAUGGAUCAACGUCGUGGGGCCCCCAGGAAUGCGGCAUCCCCGAGCGACCCGCUGUCUGGGCGGAGGUCCCGUACUUCAACGACUUCAUCCUCGACCAGAUCGGGGGAGCUUAAUUCGCCUUUAUUCCCUCAUUGCCCAAUAAUACCGGUCCACAGAG